Dromaius novaehollandiae (emu) is the source of this 3731-nucleotide messenger RNA. Its product is annotated as gypsy retrotransposon integrase-like protein 1. Gene Ontology annotation, biological process: DNA integration. Gene Ontology annotation, molecular function: nucleic acid binding. NCBI's taxonomy places the organism in Eukaryota, Metazoa, Chordata, Aves, Casuariiformes, Dromaiidae. The coding region runs from base 146 to 1729 and encodes 527 amino acids. The record is from RefSeq and is a predicted model, not a curated record. The transcript has 8 exons.
UCCCCCGCACCACUUCCGGGGGCGCCACAAAAGUCCCGGGUGCGAGGGUCGGUGCUCCGGCUCGCCGCGCGGGGAGGCAGUGAACACAGCGGGCUGUGCCCCGGGGGACGGAUUGCGCUGAUACCUCUGCGGCAGCAGGUUAGCGAUGGUCCGGAGCGGGAAAAACGGUGGGCUACACCUGAAACAGAUUGCGUACUACAAACGGACAGGGGAGUAUCAUCCCACAACGUUAUCGAGUGAAAGAAGUGGAAUCAGAAGAGCAGCCAAAAAAUUUGUUUUCAAAGAAAAUAAAUUGUUCUAUGUUGGAAAAGACAGAAAACAAAUGCGCUUGGUAAUUCUUUCAGAUGAAGAGAAGAAAAAGGUGCUUGAGAAAUGCCACAAAAAUGCUGCAGGCACUCAUCAUGGCAUAUCAAGGACACUGACUUUAGUGGAAUCUAAUUACUACUGGACCUCUGUAACAAAUGAUGUCAAACAGUGGGUGUAUGCUUGCCAGCAUUGCCAAGUGGCAAAGAAUACAACCAUCACAGCACCCAAAUCACACCCUAUCAAAGCAGAGGACCCCUGGGUGGCAGUUACUAUAGACCUAAUAGGACCUUUUAAUGCAACCAACAGAAGCCACAUGUACAUCAUUAUCAUGACAGAUUUGUUCACAAAAUGGACUGUUAUCCUACCAUUGUAUGAUACUUCAGCAGCUGAAAUAGCAAAGGCAAUCAUAAGUGUGUUUUUCUUAUAUGGACCACCUCAAAAAAUGCCUAUUGAUCAAGGGAGAGAGCUUGUUCAUCAGAUAAACAAAGAACUGUUUGCGCUCUUUGGAAUGAAACAAGUAGUAUUGUCUUAUCCUCAGACAGAUGAUGUAAAUGAAAGAACAUGCAAGACAAUCAAAGCUUUCCUUAACAAGCACUGCACAGAGCAUCCAAAUGAUUGGGAUGAACAUUUAUCUGCUAUUGCCUAUGCUUUUAAUUUGACUAACGUGGAGCCAGAUCAAAGCAUCCCGUAUUUCCAGAUGUUUAAUCGUAACCCAUAUGUGGUUGAGUCAACAAAUGUGUGCGUGGAAGGAGAAGACAGUAUGUUUGCCAAAAUAUUUGAAGCAACUAAAAAAGCCAGUCAAGCACUGGAGGAAGAGAACACCUCAGACUGCCAGAUAGUGAAAAUCACGUCAGAUGAACAGAAAACCAGAAACAAGAUUACUGUCAAAAGGAAGCCAAAACAGUUAAAUCCCCUUCGCCUUAAAGUUGGGCAUGAAGUCCUCAGACAAAGAAAAAACUGGUGGAAGGAUGGUCGUUUCCAGUCAGAAUGGGUUGGUCCUUGCAUUAUAGAUUAUAUCACAGAUAAUGGCUGUGCAAUAUUAAGAGAUGCCACAGGAUCCAGGUUGAAAAGACCCAUCAAAAUGUCUCACCUUAAGCCAUACAUAAGAGGGUCCAGUGAAAAAGACAACCAUUACUUCUUACAAGGUUCAAUAGUUGUUGACCACGACUAUAUUGGCUUUUCCAAAAGAUCAUAUAAUCCAUGCCAGCAAGAUUCCACUGUUGAGGGGGAAAUCAAUGCCUGUGCAAGAGGUGUCAUGUCUGCUGUGCAAAUACCACCUUCAGCCUGCAAAGACCAAGAAUCAACAGAAUGCAAACAUCAGUCUGAGCUAACGAAAGAUCACAGCAUUGAGCCGAACAACGCAAAUCCAGAGCAGUGGCCUUCACCUUGCUGGACACUUCAGACCAAGAUAGAGGAUACUUAAGCAAAUAAUUGCACAUUGUAUUUCAUUGGCAAACAGUUUUAAUAGCUCCAAGUUCCUCAGACAAAUUCACUUCACUGCUGUAUGUAUUUAAGAAUACUGCACGUGUCCAGUGGUUAAUUGAAAUGAGCAUUAAGAAGCAAUCACCCUGUUAUCCAAAGUAUGGGCACAACCUAGAAAAGGCACGUUAUCAUCAUGCAGUUGAAUUACAGUAUGUUUUACAAUAGCAAUAUGGCCCUACCUCACUGUUUAUCGUCUCAGGGCACAUCACACCAUUUCAUUCUGAUGACCUUUUCAUUAAUCCUCAGAUGACUCAUUCCUAACAUGCACAGAUACUGUGGGAUGAAUGUAAGCUAAGCAACUUAACAUAAAUUUUGCCUCCAGUGCAGAAGGGUAAAGAAGCUCAUGUCCUCCUUUUUGUUGUAAAACUGUUUCCCAUUCUUUCUGAGAAGUUGCAAACUUUGACCCUUACAGCUUUUAUUCUCUAGUUUAGCCCACAGCCCUAAGAUCUCGCAGAACAGUAAAGCUGCCAGAAUCAAGUGCAGGUAAUGUUCUGCAUAUGAAACAACAAGGCCUGCAGCUGCUCCCUGCUCAUCAAAACUGUACUAGGGAAAGCAAUUUUAGUCUCUCAGGCAAAUCAAAAUCUUAAGGGUGCUCAGCAUGUGCUUGUGCUCUCUUCACAAGCCUCUGAUUUCCCUUACUGUUAUUUCUCAGAGCUACAACAGGUUUGGAUGAGGAUUCCUCUUCUUCCACUGACAGCGCUCUAGGAAAGGUGAAGGACUGAUGUUAUUUAUUCUCUGAAUUCCUUGACCAAGUUGGUAUUGGCCUGGGCCUCCUGGUAAGAGGACUGCAUCUCAGAGUAAUAGCAAAAUUUAUCUACUGUUGAAGUCAGUUGAACAAUAAUUGAUGAGAGCAGGAGUUUUCAGUUAAUCUUAGAUAGAAAGACUUAGUCCUCAAGGCUGUUUAGAUACUUAAUACCUGUGUUAUGGGUUGGCCUAUCACAGGCCAAGGCUAUGUAAGAAAAGAACUCGGUAUCAUCAUUCUAUUCUCUGAUUCCAUCCUAAAAUGCCUUUGAAAAAAAUACUUUUAUAUUAAGAAAGUACUUUGUGUCUUCCAAAAAUCUAGCCCUACAUACACACUUUUUCCCCCACAGAGAGAGUGUUUCACAAAGAAUGUACCUAACAAAGACACUUGGAUAUUCUGUCCUAAUAGGCUCCUCCUAUAUGUCAACUCCACCAAACACAAAGAUGAACAAGGUUUGUGUUAUUCAUUGACAAAUAUGCUCAAGCUUGAAAGCCCAUCUUUAUAUAAAUUGCUUUUACCCCCAAGCUAUAGUGUCCUCUGAGGCAAGUAAUCUUUAUAAUGAUUUUUCUAAUGCAGUUGAGCAAGUAAGUGGGCUUGGUGAAAUACAUUUUUCUCACUUUAAAAAAAAAAAGACAAGACUUGCCAAGAAAUUCCAUCAAACAGCAUUCUGUUAAACUAUACGUAAAACAAAAAAGACAAAUAAUGCAUGCUUGUAAAUAGGAAAUAGCCAGUAAUUGUGAACAAUAGUCUCACCUUGAUUUUCUUCUGUAAUGAGCUGUGUGAUCAGAUAGUAUUCUUCUCUGGGAAUACGGAUUUAAGAUCUUCCAUUUGGGAGUUGUGGUGAGAUCCACAAGCUCAGGAGGCCCAUGUCAUGGUAAUGACCUGGCAGGUAAUCUCUUACUACACUAAUCCUUCUUAGCAGAGGGCCCGAUUCUUUGAGCCAGCCCUCCUGCUCCCUAUGAACCUUUAACUCUUUCAUUGGGAUUGCUACCCUAAGGGACAUCUUCUGCUAGGAUGGACUUGUUACGACUUAGUCCUGUCUAAUAGUACGUCUUUAGCACAAACUGGCACGUGGCCAUUUCCUGCUAAAAUGUGGGGUCUUUCAGAGUCAGAGAGAAAAUCAGAUAGAGAAUAAGGGAGCUGCCUCCAAGAUACCCAUCUGCUCUGUUAGACCAAUAAAAACCUACCCCAUUUGGUUUUU